UUCAAUGGAUUCACAUUCACAUCAUGCUGAAACCCUAAUUUCCGCGACAUCCAGCCUCCUCGCCUGCGGGCGUUCUGAGAGGAGGAGACUGAACCCCGUGGACUGUCUUGGAUUUGGAUUUGCAUGAUGUAUAGACUUUGCGGGCCAGAUUUGCUCGAUGGUCUCAUCCUUCAGACGCUAUGGACUGUAAUUUCAUGGUCGGAGAACUUGAGGGAUUAAUCGAUUGAUCGAUGAUUCCUUUGCUUCUCACCCGAGGGCUUUAGUCGUCUCUUCCUCAGGGCUCUGAAUAUAUACCAUUGUUUCGAGCUCAAGACAAUCAAAUCUCAAUCUCAAAAGUGAUUUUCGCCAUGGACGGUCAUUACCACUUACAAUUUUCAAGUGUCAGACGAAGAGCUUCUUAACAGCGAACGCUGCCGGACGUACUGUACUUACCAUUCCUGGAACAGGUAAGCAUUAGGGCAACAAAUCCAUGGAGGAAUUACCGCACAAACCCGAUGAGGACCAUCUCCGACCCACAUUGUACUCUCUCAAAAGCCGUGUCUCGUUGGUGGCCCGCGAAGGGGACGUAUGCUUCAGUACGGUUUUGCAUACGGUAGUGAUCACAUUCAAGUCAAGCUAGUUGUCAUCGGAAGCAAAACAAAUGAGUAAGCGAGAGUUAAACCCGGUUGAAUCCGCCGGAGUCGGGGCACUGUCAGGAAUCAUUGAAGUCGUGCUUCAACAACCCUCUGUUUCUGUGAAAAACGCCAUCCAGGACAAAAAGCCCAUUUCUUUUAAUCCAAGAGUUCUAUACAGAGGACUCAGUGUAAAUGCCGGAAGUAUAGCUCCUGUCAGUGCUGUACAAUUUGGGGUGAAUUCUUUUCUGGAGAAAAGCUUGUCAACUCCGGCAUCAACCGUUCAGAAAGGAGUCAUUGCUGGCAUUGCGGGAAUGGUGUCGGCUUUCUGCUCUGGUCCUGCUGAACUAAUUAUGAUCCAGCAACAGAGAACGGGCUUGAAUCUUAUUAAACAGAUACAGACGGUCAACAGGAAAUACGGAGCUUUGUGUUUUUUUCGUGGAUUGCCUCCAACAUUGGUAAGAGAAGGCUUCUUCACAGCGGCAUAUCUGGAUGUAAAUCCACUUCUUCAAGAGAAGUUUCAAGCUGCCGCCAGUUUUAAAGAUCGACAGACGCUGGCGACGGUCCUUGCUGCUGUCGUUUCCGGAUCUCUUUCCACGUUUAUCACCCAUCCUUUCGAUACCAUAAAAACCAGGAUGCAAGCCAAUUUAAACCUUCAGAAAUACAGAACCGUAACCUCUACAGCUAAGGUCCUCCUGCAAGAAGGAGGAAUGGCAGCCUUCUACUCUGGACUAAUUCCUCGGACUCAACGUAUCAUCUGUGCAGUUUUCAUAUUAGGGGAGGCAAAGACACACCUCACUGAAUUGUAUCUGAAGCAUUUUGGAUGAGUCAAAAUUGCAGGAAGCCUGUAUAGUUCUUGGUCAAGCCAGCAUCUAAUGCGCGCAUGGGUUGUAGUCUUAGAAUCACUGUCAAAGUAAAUUGGAUUAGUUUGUUAUACUGACUUCUCUCCUCAUUGCAUCGGUAACUCCUCGGGUUCAUGGGGUGUACUUCGGCUCCUAAAGUCUUUGGAACUUUAAUCUAAAAGGAAUCCCGGAAUCAGUCGAUAAAGUAGAACCUUGUCUUUUGAUAGAACCAACACACCUCGGAAACUGUCCAUUGUCUUCAGGGAAGUGUACGAUCCAAUUUUUUAUACAGUACCUGUGUCAAUUUCGGACUGAAGUAACCAGGGGCACACUAACACAGGUUUGCUUUCUCAACCCCGCGUAAAAAAAAAUACCUCAGGAGAAUUGAAAUGGCAAGUGUCUGCUGACUGUACUUGCAAGAUGUAAUAACCGCAAGCUUUGGAGUACACCCCAUAUAUUCUACAAAGAAACAGGGGAAAAGAUGUGAUAUCAAAGAGUGUUCCGAUAUCUCGUGUCUUUCUAUUGGAGGGUAAGAUUUGGUACUUAAAGUAAUAAACGGGUUGACUUAAAUGUACACUUUAUGGUUCAUCAAUAUAUUGAUAGCUUAACAAAUUACCA
This is a messenger RNA of Marchantia polymorpha subsp. ruderalis, 2071 nucleotides long. Lineage: Eukaryota; Viridiplantae; Streptophyta; Marchantiopsida; Marchantiales; Marchantiaceae. The record is from the annotation of a GenBank genome assembly.